GUUGAUGUCUUUUCUCGCUUAAAAGAAAAAUAAUAUAAGGAAAAUCCAAAGGAGCCAAUUGCCCACUGUAGUAUGCAGAAGGAAGAUCCAUUGUUUCCCCCUCUACAGGGUCAUCUUCCUCCAGAGCCGUGGCCUCUUGUUAGUCCCGCAACUGGCUAGGUUUUACGCUACGCCAAAAAUAUUGCAGCUUAUCAAAGCCGCAUUGAGUGGUUAGUUUAGUCAGAAAUCCCAUCUUCCUUUUUCUCCACAAUUCAAUCCUACUCUUUUUUUGUCCCACUCUCGACCUCUUUCCGAUUUCUCUGCUUAUGGUGAAUGCUCGAUGUGAUGCUUUCCAGUGGAAUGAGUCGUUUCUGCUGAGGGGUUUCGCGCUUCGGGGUCUUCUCUGAAAUUGGUUGCCGUUGGAUUGUUCAUAUCCUGUUUAAAGGUUUCGGAUGUGUGGGUUUUCUCUCGAUUGAUGGGAUUCGGAAGAGAACAGUAGUGGUAUGAACGUUGCUGCCCCUUCCCUUUGCGAUUGUGUUUUUGAGCAGGUGAAAUCUGUCAUUUCGGUGUUUUCCUAUGCCUUCACUCUAGACGGUGUUGAUUUCCAUCAUCGUCCGGCGGUUUAGUCUCUGAUUUUGGAGUGGUUGAUUAGGUUUAAGUGCAGCAGAUCUAUUCAUUCUUGAUUUUGAUUUAGGUUUCUUUCAUGGUAAAAGGAGGGCAGUCGGUGUUGAAUACUUGGGGGAUGCUCAUUUUGCUGAAUGAAUAGCAGAAAUGGAUCUGUGGGUUGUUGGAGCCGCUGCAGCUGCUGGGUACAUAGCCAAACAUUGGCAAAAUAAUUCCAAGUCUGUAUCGGAUUCAUCUAGUGAGGUUUUAACAUAUGAUAAACCUGAAAGUCCUAGCUGUCCCAUAAGUAGAUUAAUUCACAGGAAGAUAUUUUCAAAAGAUAGUGUCACUGGUGGAAGAAGGACAGACUCCGAUGACAGAUUCUCGGAUGUCUAUUCUGUAGAUGGUCACUCAGAACCCGAAGCAGUUUCUUCUAGCAAUUAUGUGGAAAACCCCGGAGGCUCAGGAGAUUAUCAGGAUUGGAAUGCACCUCUAGGGCCAUUCAUUCAACCAGGAUUCUCAAUGGUUGGGAAUAUGAAAAACUUUGUGGGUGCCUGUGACUCAAGUUCUGACACAAUUAACUAUCCCUCUCAGCAUUGUAGUAAUGGAAUGGACUUCAAUAGUCGCUCUGGGAGGAAUAGAAGUUCUCUGAGAAAAAGAUAUCCUCGAACUCAUUAUAUUAAACCUAUAAAUUCUCUUGAAAGUUGCCUUGUGACUCAGUUAUGGAACGAUCACACUGAAACAGAAGAGUAUGUGUUUGGUCCCCUUCCAUCACCUUCUACACCUAUGAGACCAUUACUUGUAACCAAUGGAAGUCAAAUAAUUAGCAGAUCCUGUCUCAAAUCGCGGUGUGUGAAUAAUACAAGUGGAGAGUGCAACGAAGAAGCAAUUGUGUGUGGGGUUCCUUCAUUACCUAAAAUCGGGACUUCGAAACCUGGACAGAAGAUACAGUCUGGGAGAGGCAAGGAGUGCAGUCAAAAGCUAACCAGCUUUGAUAAACAGAGGAGAAGCAGCAUAAGUCAUCCACUAAAUGGGUCAAUUGGUGAAAACGUUUCAUUCUUUCUUGGGAUUUCUAUUGGUGUAAUUUCUUCUCUUGUGGCUAACAAAAGGGAAGUUGAGAAGCUAAAAGACUCUUUAAAGCUGACUCAGAAUCUGGUUCAAGAUCUACAGGAGGAACUUGAGAUGAAGGACUUGGUUACUGUGAAGGAGCUUGCGGCUAAUGAGAAUUAUAAAUCACAGGCUACCAGUGAGAAUUUCUCUGACAAGUCAGAUCCGAAAUUGCUUUUCCAAGCUCAAAAUGAGAACACAGAAUUGAACAAUGAGAACGCAAAGGCUCCAGAAUAUAUGAGUAAAAUUGAAGCAGAGCUUGAAGCUGAACUGGAGAGGUUGGGACUCAACAUGAAUGCAUCAAGUAUAGAGGGGAAAUUCUCAGGUCCUAUUGAUCUUGAUCCAGACUUUGUAGCAGAUUUUGCUCAUGGCGAACUGAAGGUUGACAUCAUCAGGGACGGUGAUGAUGCCAAUACUGAAACAGAAAAAGAUGCAAGUGGGGCCUCAACUACCCAUUCUGGAGACCAUGCAGUUUCACCCAAAGAGCUGAGCCUUCGUCUGCAUGAAGUCAUUCAAUCCAGGCUGGAAGCUCGAGUGAGGGAGCUCGAGAUAGACCUCGAGAGUAGCCAAAGAAAGGUGCACCAGCUUAUGGAAUCAGAAGAUCAUAGCCUUGUUUGGAGAUUGUCAAGCAGGGAGCUUAGAUACUCUUCUUCCGGGGAAGAUGGUAGUCCAGUUGUUGGUCAAGUUGGUGAUUUCAGCAGUGCCAAAAUGGCCCAACAACCACCUGUUGUUAUGAACCUUUCAGGGGAGGCUCUGGAUGCUUAUAACGAGGUAUAUGAAGAGCUCGGGAAGAUGAAUGAGUCGGUGGAGGAAGAGGAUGAUUCUCCGACAUCAUUUUAUGAGGACUUCACACAACAUAAAGAGGAAUUACUGGAAACAGAAGCACAGUACAGUGAUAAUAUUGCGAGUGAGGAAGAAAGUGAUUCGAAUGAGGAUAUGGAGGAAUUGAUAAAGCGCAUAGUGGAGAGGACAAAAAGAGGCUCUCCUGCAGUGGUGAAUGCACAAAUGAUGUUGAGUUCUAUUGACGAGAAAUUACGUUAUUGAACUGGGAAAAUUGAAGACAUGAAGUUUUGUACUGUGUACAGAGGGAUAUGUUUACACAAAACGAGUCUUCUUUAAGAUUGUGUUCCAUCCUUCAAACUGGAAGUAGUUUAAUGGAAGCGAGCUGAAAGCAUGGUAGGAUUGUUGUUAUAUCGAAGACGUUGCUUGUUGUGGACGACAACUUUCUUCUAACAUUGUUAUAUGAUGUAAUUUUAGUGACAAUACACAAGGGUUGAUAUGCAAUGUUACUAUUCCUAUAAACAACUUCAUGUAUACUAUG
Molecule: messenger RNA, 3010 nt
Organism: Linum tenue
Lineage: Eukaryota; Viridiplantae; Streptophyta; Magnoliopsida; Malpighiales; Linaceae
Source: the annotation of a GenBank genome assembly